GCAAACCAGAUGACACAGUAUGCACGGCAUGUUCCGUAAUUCCGAUAACCGUUGUGACUAUAAAUUGCGUUCAAUUUUAAAACUCUCUGCAACUCCGUCAAAACGAGAAUGAAUUUAUUAUGUCCCUUGAUUAUUGCGGGAAUACUGUGUGUCGUUGAAGUAUCAGAAUGCCUUGAAUGCUUCAGUUGUCUAAAUAUCACUGACCCACGGGCGUGUACAAACACAAGUCAAUGUUCAUACAGUGAGUCAUGCUAUUUGCAAGCGCUCCAUUCCGGCAACGAAGUACUUUACAACAUGGGUUGUCAGAACAAUCAGUUGUGCAGUUCAGUGGCCGUUGACCCCAACGGUAUCAUCGGUCGCUCCAUCCAGACCAGGCAGCAGUACUCAUGUCAUGAAUGUUGCGGCAGUAAUCUCUGCAAUGAGCAGCUGUGUGCACACAGAAAACCAACAUCGUGCAUCGAUGACGAAACCCUGGACUGUGCCCGUCUCAACUCCAUCCUAAACGUCUGUGCAGAUGUUCAUCACGCCAAAACGAUAUGUCCAAAGUUUUGCGGACUCUGUCAGCUCGUUGAUGGCAACUGGGCAACUUGGACCGCCUGGACGACAUGCAGUGUUACCUGCAGUAACGGCACUCAGAUUCGAACAAGGACCUGCUCAAACCCGGCUCCUGCCAACAACGGACUCGACUGCAAUGGGCUGGCCUCGGAGUCAAAAAUGUGUGUGAACCAGCUUUGUCCGGUACACGGCAACUGGUCAGAUUGGUCUACGUGGUCAGGUUGCUCAGUUACGUGUGAAGUGGGGCUAAGAAAGAAGACAAGAACCUGCACUAAUCCAAAACCAGACCGGUCUGGGGACUAUUGCGUCGGUGAAUCAAGUGAAUAUUCAAUAUGCCCCUGCAGCGUCAGGGAUGGUGGCUGGUCGAGUUGGGAUCCGUGGCAGGGGUGUUCCGUCACGUGUUGAGUGGGCAAAAUGCUGAGGCAAAGGAGCUGUAGCAACCCGAGUCCAACUCUAUACGGAAAGAGUUGUGAAGGAAACGCUGAAGACUUUGAUAUCUGUGUCAACACAUCAUGCCAUGUAAUAGUCUUCAACGCCCACGGACUCAAUGUUUUGGCAAAUCGUGUCAAUGCAUUUGGAACCGUGAUCUUCAACGAAGGGAAUGCAUAUAACGCAAGCACUGGACAUUUCACAGCUCCUGUGAACGGGAUAUACUAUUUUACUGCCCAAAUCUGCUCUUUCUCUGGUAGUAACAUAAACUUUUUCUUGGAAAAGGGCAGUGAAAACAUGAGCGUCAAUGAGCGUCUUACAGCUACCUAUCAGUCCGAACAUCAGUCCCACUCAUGUACAUCGGCCUCCAGCUCUGUGAAACUAACCACGAAUGAGCACGUAUGGGUGUUAAUGAACGAUCAGUACUCCAGAUAUCAGGUAUAUGAAGAUGGUGAUCUCGCUUGGAUUACAUUUACUGGAACGUUGAUUCAAGUUCUUCAGUAAAUUCGUGAACUCUUUAUGGUUAUUUCAUCUCUUCAAUGCCCAAGUAGUGCGUAUUAUACGUACAGACUGCUAUCUGACCAAAAGCAACAAGGCACUACGUCAGUGUGUAAACACCAAAUUGAUAUGAAACAUCGUUCAUUUAACUUUAAUUUACCACUCUUCUGUUCAUAUCAGCUUGAAUAAGAAGAUUUAAUUCAAUAGUUUCAGGAAGUUUCGUGGUUGUAGUUUUCUCAUUGUUACUGUUCCAUAUUUUGUGUUAUGGCUAUUCCAUCUCGUCGCUAAAUGCCAUGCAUUCGCUAGAUGAAUUCCAAUUAUGUAGAAAUAAUGAUAAUUGUUAGCCAGAUUUCCUAUGACGUUUUGGUCCCCUAUAUGACUCUGACACGAAUCAAGUGGCGAACGUUAUGAAAUAAUUGGAUUUGUGCGAGAUUUUAUUGAUAUUGUACUAUUACAUAUGAUCUUAAUUUGGUGGAUUGUUUUUCACAAGUCGUGUAAAAAUUCAAUGUUUCUGUAUAGGAUCUACAACGUAGACAUGGAGAUAACGGUGACAUUCGUUUGGUCAGUUAAAAUUAUUCAAUAUUAAAUCGGAUAAAAGAACUUAACGCCGGUGCACAGGAACAAAUUAAAACGCGAAAAAAUAAUAUAUUUUAUUUGUAUUCCUGUUGAAAUCACUUAAUCGCUUUAAUUAAUUAAAUUAUCAAAAUGA
Messenger RNA from Dreissena polymorpha, 2191 nucleotides. RefSeq names its product thrombospondin-1-like. Bases 109 to 960 code for a protein of 283 amino acids. The record is from RefSeq and is a predicted model, not a curated record. NCBI's taxonomy places the organism in Eukaryota, Metazoa, Mollusca, Bivalvia, Myida, Dreissenidae. The transcript is spliced from 10 exons.